AUGAGCUACACCCCCGCCCUCUAUACUCCCAUGAGCUACACCCCCGCCCUCUAUACACCCAUGAGCUACACCCCCGCCCUCUAUACACCCAUGAGCUACACCCCCGCCCUCUAUACACCCAUGAGCUACACCCCCGCCCUCUAUGCUCCCAUGAGCUACACCCCCGCCCUCUAUACACCCAUGAGCUACACCCCCGCCCUCUAUACACCCAUGAGCUACACCCCCGCCCUCUAUACACCCAUGAGCUACACCCCCGCCCUCUAUGCUCCCAUGAGCUACACCCCCGCCCUCUAUACACCCAUGAGCUACACCCCCGCCCUCUAUACACCCAUGAGCUACACCCCCGCCCUCUAUACACCCAUGAGUUCAUACAAGCCUCGUGGAGAGCGUUAG
This is a messenger RNA of Procambarus clarkii (red swamp crayfish), 393 nucleotides long. The record is from RefSeq and is a predicted model, not a curated record. Lineage: Eukaryota; Metazoa; Arthropoda; Malacostraca; Decapoda; Cambaridae.